CGUAACUGUAGUAUCCAGAGUGCAGUGGUUUCUCCAUUGAACUCUUCUUCAGCUCUUCUCUUUUUUUAAGAAUCACCUGUUCCCAAAAUGAGCCGAAGCCAAUCAGUUUAUGGGGUCUCUAGUGUUAGAUCUGGCAAAGGGUUUAGUGCAUCCUCCUUAGGACAAAGCAACAGGAUCAGCAAAAGCUCAGCCUCUGUAUCUCAGAGUCAAUGGGGUGGUGCAGGUGCCAGUUUUGGGAGCAGAAGCCUCUUUCAGUUGGGUAAUGCAGCUGGGGGUCAAAGGAUAUCAUCUGCUAGUGGAAGCAGACUCAGACAGGGCUCAUCCUUAGCAUUUGGUGGGUCUGGUGGUGCUGGAAGCUUUUCUGGUUCCGGGGCUUCUUUUCCAUCUGCAGGCAUCAUAAAUGUGACCGUUAACCAAAACCUCCUGGCACCAGUGAAAAAUCUGGAAAUAGAUCCAAACAUUUCUGUCGUAAAAAAGGAAGAAAGAGAGAAAAUCAAGACUCUGAACAACAAAUUUGCAUCUUUCAUUGACAAGGUUAGGUUCCUUGAGCAGCAAAAUAAAGUGCUAGAGACCAAAUGGAGCCUCUUGCAGCAACAAGGAGGUCAAGGAGCUCCUAAAAGUGACAUUGAUGGCAUUUUUAAUGCAUAUAUAAAUAGUCUGAGAAGCCAGUUGGACAACAUAAACAAUAACAAGGGUCGCCUCAAUGGAGAACUGCAAAACAUGCAGGACCGAGUGGAGGACUUAAAAAACAGGUAUGAGGAUGAAAUCAACGCACGCGCAGGAGCGGAGAAUGAGUUUGUUUUACUUAAAAAGGAUGUGGAUGCUGCUUAUUUAGCCAAGGUGGAGCUAGAAGCAAAAAUGAAUGCGUUAAUUGAGGAGAUCAACUUCUUGAGAGCUCUCUACGAAACGGAACUUGGAGAGAUUAAAGACCAGAUAUCAGACACAUCAGUCAUUCUCUCAAUGGACAACAACAGAUCUUUGGACCUUAAUGACAUUGUCGCUGAAGUUAAGGCACAGUAUGAAGAACUUGCAAAUAGGAGCAGAGCGGAGGCAGAAGAAGCAUAUCAAAACAAGUACAAGCAGUUGCAAGCCGCAGCAGGCCAACAUGGAGAUGACCUAAAAAACGUAAAAAAUGAAGUUUCCCAGCUUAAUCGAUCUAUUCAAAGACUAAAGGCUGAAAUCGAUAAUGUGAAAAAACAGAUUGCUGCACUGCAGGCAUCGAUUGCUGAGGCUGAGCAGCGUGGGGAGUUUGCUUUAAAAGAUGCUCAUAAUAAGCUAACAGAGCUGGAAGCUGCCCUACAGAAGGCCAAGCAGGACAUGGCUCGCCAACUGAGAGAAUACCAGGAGCUGAUGAACGUGAAACUGGCUCUGGAUAUUGAGAUCGCCACCUACAGGAAACUCCUGGAAGGAGAGGAGAGCAGAAUAACUGGGGAGAUUACAAAUACUGUGAAUGUUGCUGUAAGUAGCAGUGCCUCUGGAUCUGCAUUUGGUGCUGGUGCAGGCUACACUUCUGGAGGCUACACUUCUGGAGGCUACACUUCUGGAGGCUACACUUCUGGAGGCAGCAUCUCAUCUACUAAUGCUAGUUCUUCCAACGCUCAAAGAAAGCGGGCUGCCGUGAAAAUAAUCUCUACCACCGAAAGCCUACAAAGCUAUCGGAACUAAAUCCACAGUCCAAGAGCUGUAAUGCCCCUUUCUACCAAUUCCUCAAAUAAAAAGGAAUUUUAUUGUUCCACACUGCUUCAACAUUAUUAGAGUGAAUUUCUGGGUCGAAUCACAAUACUUGAGUUCUGAUACUAACUAGUGAUCGUCUACUAUAGUUCUGAAAUAACCACCCUUAACAUAUUUGAAUACAACAUAAUUUUGCUAUGAAUUAAAUAGAUAGUUCACAUUC
Spea bombifrons (plains spadefoot toad) is the source of this 1894-nucleotide messenger RNA. RefSeq names its product keratin, type II cytoskeletal cochleal-like. The record is from RefSeq and is a predicted model, not a curated record. Lineage: Eukaryota; Metazoa; Chordata; Amphibia; Anura; Pelobatidae. Gene Ontology annotation, biological process: keratinization; intermediate filament organization. Bases 88 to 1665 code for a protein of 525 amino acids. Gene Ontology annotation, cellular component: keratin filament. Gene Ontology annotation, molecular function: structural constituent of skin epidermis. The transcript is spliced from 9 exons.